AUGCCUUCAUUUGCGGAAUUGAAAGCCAAAGCGGCCAACGCCACUUCAUCUGGCAUGGAGAGAAUGCAGAACAUGAGAGAUCGGAACACCAGUGUUCCUAUGGCCAAGACGAAUUGGGAUCCGUACAGCGGAAAUCCACCGCCGCGACCUCCUCCCCCGCGUAGUCUGGUGAACCGGAAUACGAAGCCGCAGGCUCCUUUACCACCCCCUCCGAGCAGGACGGCGUCUGCAGCAACAUCUUCGUUGAGUCGAGCAAGUUCGACGGCUUCCACGCCUCCUUUGCCUGCUCGUGGUACACCUAGCCCUGGAGCCCCACCUCUCCUGCCUUCGCGAUCUAAAGGCCCUGCACCUCCAGCCCCUCCACCUCGGUCGACCGGCCCACCCCUUCCAGCUGGAGCCCCACCACCUCCCAUUAAUCGAUCGACCCGUCCGGAUGCCCUACCCCGUCCCGCAGCUCCAGCUAGACCUCUAGCCCCUGCAAAGACCCAACCGAAGAUCGAUUGGGCAAAUCUCUCCCCCGAGGACAAGCAGGUGUUUUUCAGCUGGCUGGACGAGUUCUUUGCGAACUUCAAACCUCCGAGGACGGUUGAAGCCGGUCGGGAAAAGGAAGAGAAUCAUGAGCUCCCUUCGCAGGGGCCACCACCAAUUCGUGCGGCGAGUAAACCCACGUCUUGGUCCCACUCGCAAGGCAAUCAAUUUGCUCCUCUCUCACACCCGCCUGCAACACAGUACGGGUCAGCGGGGCUCGACCUUGCGCAUUAUUUCUCUCCAGGGACUGUGUGGUCCGGGGCUUGGUACAACGCCACUGAUGGGCCGACAAUCCCACCUCCCAUCGUCGGGAACAAAGACCACACAUUCACCUGCUCGUGGCGAUCGAGAGGGUCGAGCAAGACGACACACGUUGGCGUAAUUUUCUCGGACCUCAGUAUCUUUUGGGGAACCGUGGAUUUCACGACGACGAACCCCGAGGACCAGAGCCAGGUGAAACGGAGUGCCAUCUACCUGCCUCCGCCCAAGGCGCUCGACCGGCAGGAGCUUUUGGACGCACACGAAACGUACGGCGAGACGAUUGCUCUGUACGCCGAGUCGUUCUUAGGCUCCGGACAGUGUUGUGCCCGCGGAGAGUGCUGGGAUCUCGCAAACGAAGGGCUCAAGUACUUUGCCGCGUACGACUACAUCCCGAAAACAGUCCCGAGUAUCAGUCGUACCCAUGGGCAUCUGAUUUUCGAGGGAAGAGCAAGCAAUGGAGGACGGCAGAUGGAGGGCCAGUGGCGUGGCGGCGACGACCGUGUCAGGCGCGGUGACAUCGCGGAAUGGCGGCAGGUCAGGAUAGGCAUGGGCGGUGUCCAUCGUGGAGGCUUCUACACACUGGGCGACCCAGACCACACCGCGGUUAUUGUCAGCGAUGCCGUGCCGUCAUCCACACCGAGAGACGGUGCUAGUUUGAGCCCUGCGAGCCUCGGGAUUCUCACUGUGGUCGAGCAGAGCCUAGGAAAGCCGCCAGAGCGCCGCGAGUACGAUCUAAGCUGUUUCGAAGAGGGCGAGAUGUGGAUAUACAGGCCCAUUGGGAUGCAGACAUACCUAGGUGUACCCGAUAUAACCGCAACACCUCCAGAGGGGGUAACAGGAUUGCGGGCUUGGUGA
Messenger RNA from Cyclocybe aegerita, 1644 nucleotides. The record is from the annotation of a GenBank genome assembly. Lineage: Eukaryota; Fungi; Basidiomycota; Agaricomycetes; Agaricales; Hemipholiotaceae.